Molecule: messenger RNA, 1170 nt
Organism: Fopius arisanus
Lineage: Eukaryota; Metazoa; Arthropoda; Insecta; Hymenoptera; Braconidae
Product: cuticle protein LPCP-23
Exons: 2
Coding region: 43-1170 (375 amino acids)
Source: RefSeq, a predicted model, not a curated record
UCAACGAGCUGUCUUGAUAAAGCACCAUUCGGACAUUCAAAAAUGGCAUUCAAAUUCGUCGUUCUCGCAGCGUUAGUGGCAAUCGCUAAUGCUGAUGGCCCAGCAUCAUACAACAUUGAGACAGCCUCAGCUGACCACAAAAGCGUCGGCUACGCUCAGGAGUCGACGCACAAGGGUGCUGGAGGCAAAACUGGAUCAACAAGAUACAAUAAUGCCGUAAAAUCUCCAUACGCGUCUGUCCACGUUCUGAAUGAACGUGUCAACCACGACAGCCGCUAUUACGUACGGCCUGCUUACACCCAUUAUGAGCCUUCAGUGACCGUAAAGCCUCACUCUGCCCCAACUUAUCAAUAUUACGCCAAGAUUUCUCCAGUCAAGUCUCACUCAGCACCAACUCAUCACAGUUCCUCUGAAGUUGCUCCAGUUCAGUUGCUCAAGGCUCAUUCACUGCCAACUUAUUCCACUUAUCCCACUUACACCGAAGCUGCUCCUGUAAAGGCUUACUCUGCACCAGCUUACCAGAGUUAUUCCGAAGCAGCUCCAGCCAAAGGUUACUCUGCACCAGCUUAUCAGAGUUAUUCCGAAGCAGCUCCAGUCAAAGGUUACUCUGCACCAGCUUAUCAGAGUUAUUCCGAAGCAGCUCCAGUCAAAUCAUACUCUACACCAGUUCCUCAGAGUUAUUAUGAAACUGCUCCGUCCAAGGGUUACUCUGCACCAGCAUAUCACAGUUAUUCAGAAGCUGCUCCAACCAAGACUUAUUCUUAUCAGAAUUAUCCUGAAGCUGCUCCAGCCAAGGCUUACUCUUAUCAGGCUUCGACCGAGGCUACUCCCAUGACAGCUUAUGCUUCUCCAGCUUAUCACACUUAUGCUGAGGCUUCGCCACUGAAGACUCAUGCGGUUGCUUAUCAGAGCUAUGUGGCUCCCGUUGCCACGAAGGGCCAUGAGGCAGCUUAUCAGAGCUAUGAAGCUCCAAUUGUCGCAAAGGGCCAUGAGGCCGCUUAUCACAGCUAUGAGGCUCCGGUCGCCACGAAGAGCUACGAGGCACCAGCUUAUCAGAGUUACGCUGAGACUGCCCCAACAAAGGUCUACUCUCCAUCUUCUUAUCAGUACGCUGGACACGGAGUUUCCCAUACCAGCUUCAAGGGUCAUGGUACUCAGUACGCCUGGUAA